Punctularia strigosozonata HHB-11173 SS5 is the source of this 879-nucleotide messenger RNA. Its product is annotated as DNA/RNA polymerase. The annotation marks the transcript as partial. The record is from RefSeq and is a predicted model, not a curated record. NCBI's taxonomy places the organism in Eukaryota, Fungi, Basidiomycota, Agaricomycetes, Corticiales, Punctulariaceae. The transcript has 3 exons.
GUGGUGUACCGGUGGGGCCCUACGGAGCAACGAGCGUUCGUUCAAAUAAAACAAAUUGUCGAAGCUCACCGUGCGGUAAAUCGUGUAUCCAUGAAAUACGGCGAUAAUGCUUUGCCCGUGCACAUGGUCACUGAUGGGUGCUUGACCGGCAUCGGAGGCUGCAUCAAACAGGGUAUCGACUGGAAGACGGCGCCCGUAGUCGCGUUUUAUUCUGCGAAGCUAUCGUCAGCUCAACAGAAUUACGCGGUACACGAGAUCGAACUACUCGCCGGGCUGGAAACCAUGAUGCGACACCGUGAUCUGCUGCUGGGUGUGCCCUUCACGUGGUACACCGACCAUAAGGCACUGGUGCACUUCAUGAAUCAGCGCAAUCUUACAGGGCGUCAGGCCAGAUGGCUCGAAAAGAUGAGCGAGUUCGAUUUUUCGGUACAGUACGUCCCUGGUCUCGAAAAUGGACUGGCGGACUCACUAUCGCGCAUCUACUCGGACGAGUCGCCCGGAACGGUACGCGCCCCAACGGAACAUGUGACGCUCCUCCUCCCGUCGGAACGUCAGGAGGGCGGGAGUAGCGUUGGUAUCGCACAACACGAAGAGGCAGCGCCAGUUGGCCAGGACCAGAUCGUAGAUCUAUCAGAUAACGAGAAUAGAGCACCCGCCGGACUUAUUGAUGAAGUGGAUACCAUGUUACUAUGCAUACCCAACUGCUUGAUUAACGGACGAAGCGCGAGGGAAAUCGUGAUCGCCAGGGCACACUCCAUGCUAGCUCACCUAGGACCAUCCAAGACCGUCGCCUAUCUGAGGGAGAGCGUAUGGUGGAAAUCGAUGGUUCGCGACGUUCAGGCAUACUGCGAGAGUUGCGCUACGUGCCGACGGAGUAAG